Meloidogyne enterolobii is the source of this 950-nucleotide messenger RNA. NCBI's taxonomy places the organism in Eukaryota, Metazoa, Nematoda, Chromadorea, Rhabditida, Meloidogynidae. The record is from the annotation of a GenBank genome assembly.
AUGGCGAGAUGUGCGGUGGAAAAUUCGGCACCCCCACAAGUCUGUACCAGUUGUUAUAUUCAAUAUGCCCAAUUGAGAGAAGAGGAAUAUAAAAGUCAACAUUUGGAUGUCUUGUCUGCCAAUAAUCGAACUUGUACAACUGUUAUUUACGAAAAUUAUGUCGUCAGUUAUGCUCAUUUAAUGUCUGGUGCACUUGGGAAACAAAUUUGGGAAAAGUCGAGGUGUCAAUCCUGUCUAAUAAUUCAUGGCGAUUUAACUAAUGGAACGGCUACUUUCGACCUUGAUAAUAAAACAUCAACAUUUUCUAAUUUAUUAAAUGUUUGGAGAGAUUGUAUUUCCAACGCAACAUUUAUUCUUAAAAACAUUCAAAACAACAACAAAAACACAAAUUUACAAACAUUUAAACAAGAAGGCCCUCCAUUUGUUUGCCAACAUUGUUCAAAACAAUUUGAUUCUCUUUUUGAUUUUUAUUGGAAAGUUUAUACUGCGCCGAACAUUGAUUUUUGUGUUGAUGUUGAGGCGAUGAUGAACGAUACAAUGAAUUUAUGGCAUGAUGUACUCCACUGCAAGGAUGAUCCUAGAACUGAAGAUAGGCAUCAAGAUAUUCGGGUAGCUGCUUUUUCUGCUGCACUGUUAGCAAUAGUUAUUGGGUUGUUUUAUGCUGGGAGUUAUAUACAAACUGAACAGGCACAAACACAACUUAUUCAAUAUUCUCGGAGACAAACAGUCCAUGACGUCCAACGUUCCCGCUUACUUUCCUCUUCCACAUUGGAUGCUUAUGCUGAUCCAACUCCCGGUUCUUCAAUGCAGGGAUAGCGAAAGCUUCUUUUAAUUUUUUGUGGCUUUAUUUUUUUAUUCUCUAAAGAGUUUUCUUUAUUUUUUUUCUUUUCUACCCUCAUUUUCACUUGAUUAAAAAAUUUUUUUAUCGAUUUUUGAAUGCUAAUCGAUUU